Messenger RNA from Monomorium pharaonis (pharaoh ant), 1445 nucleotides. RefSeq names its product hsp70-binding protein 1. The record is from RefSeq and is a predicted model, not a curated record. The transcript is spliced from 5 exons. NCBI's taxonomy places the organism in Eukaryota, Metazoa, Arthropoda, Insecta, Hymenoptera, Formicidae. The coding region runs from base 263 to 1396 and encodes 377 amino acids.
GCUAAAUGGAAUUUGAGUCUCGGCUAGGUGAGGUUCGAAACAUAACAAAUAGUCACGAUACAAUGAAUAUUUAGAUACGUAACUUGGAUUUCACAUACGUUCACAAUUGUAGUGCAACAUCUCGCAUAUGAAGAAUUUCAUGAAUAUACAGAAAUAUAAAAUUCCAUAAAAAGAGAUGCAAUGAAUCAGGAUAAGUAUAAGUAGUUGAGUCGUGGAGAAUUGAUCGUGAAGCGAUUGAUUUCGAACAGUGUUGAUUUAGUUGAUGGGUACAUCACUUGCUAAACAAAGUAGCAUAAAAAUGAGCAAUCCUGAGAAUAGAGAACCGAAAAAAGAUGCCAAGCAAGGUUAUUCGAAAAGCAGUACGAGACCGCUGUCUAUUGAAGGUCCCUCGACUUCCAAUAAUGUUGAGGAAACCCCACCGCAACCGUUACUGAAUCAACCAAGACAACCAACUAAUUUACAAGGUUUGCUAAAAUAUGCUAUGGAUGCAGCACAAUCUGAGGAUUCAGAGAAUAAACCGCCAGUCUAUCCUUUGGACGAAGAGAAAAAGAUAUUUUUAGACAAGGCGUUAUCAUCGUUAACGGUGAAUGUAAUAGAAGAACUGCAGAAAGCUGUACAAAUCUUAUCUAAUGUCAAUAAUCUACGAGCAGAUGAUGAUUCAUCAGAGUAUGAGAGUGUGUUGGAAAGAAUGGCCGAUUUUGUAGACAAUAUCGAUAUAGCCAACGACUUUUACAAGAUUGGAGGCUUCUCGGUAUUUCAAUCAUGUCUGAAUUCCUCACACAGCAGCAUCAGAUGGCGAAUAGCCGAUAUUAUCGCAGAAUUGGCGCAAAAUAAUCCAUUUUGUCAAGAUAAGCUACUAGAGGCUGGAGUAUUUCCUGUAUUAUUGUCCAUAAUCGAUACAGAUCCAUCGGAACAGACUAGAAUAAAAGCUCUGUAUGCAGUGUCAUGUAUAGUCAGGGGACAUCCAGCAUCAUUAAAGUAUAUGGAUACACAUGAUGGUUAUUCGGUGCUUUUACGAGCAAUGCAGAGCCCAGUGGAGAAACUACAGAUAAAGUCUGCAUUCUUGCUUUCCAGCUUGUGCAGUAAGCACGAUUCGAAUAACAUAAAAUAUACUUUGGUAAAAAUGGGAUUCAUAGAGCAAGCGGCAGGAUUGUUGGGUAGAAUAAAUUUACAGCCAACAGUCAGGGAACAAUUACUGAGAGUACUCAGUAGUAUGGUGAACGACAACUUCUUACCGGCGCUGAAGGAAUGUCGCCGAUCACAAUUAUGUUUAAGAGCCACUUUGGAACAAUUGUUGACGGAAUUAAAACCAGUGGAAAAUCAGGAUGAGAUAGAUAUGUGUUCUGAGCUCCUGGACAAAGUGUUUUCCGAGCCUGAUACGAAUCAAGAGAGAUAACGAAUUUGUAUCGUAAUCUUUCCGCUAAAUAAAUGUUUUAUAAUUCUGA